AUUUAUUUAUUUAUUUUCUAGACCAUGUGUUUGGAUUCCUAGUUCCUCAUCAAGCAAAAGCUAAAGAGAGGAAUUCCAACCCUCACUCCCUCCCUUCGUCUCUCCUUCUGCAGGAAAACAUGUUUAAUGUUCUAAUAUGGCCUGGCAGGAAAACUGUCUCUAUGUCAAGAGCUUUGCUUGCUACAGGGAGCCUCAUGAGAGAUCUGUCUACCCAGGCAGGAAGACUGGAAGGCAAGGUAGCUCUUAUAACGGGUGCAGCGACUGGUAUAGGAAAAGCUACUGCUGCAAAAUUCGUCAACAAUGGUGCCAAGGUGGUGAUUGCUGAUAUCGACCACAGGCUUGGCCAAGUCACUACAAAGGAACUUGGGCCACAUGCCACCUUCAUUCCAUGUGAUGUCACUAAAGAAUCCGAUGUCUCUAAUGCAGUUGACUUCACUGUCUCCAGACAUGGUUGGCUUGACAUCAUGUACAACAAUGCUGGGAUAGCCUGCAACACUCCCCCAAGCAUUGUUGACCUCGACCUUGCAGCAUUUGAUCGAGUCAUGGAAAUUAAUGUGCGAGGAGUCGUUGCAGGAAUAAAACAUGCAUCCCGUGUGAUGAUUCCACGUCAAAGUGGUUCCAUUCUAUGCACGGCGAGCAUUACAGGUCUAAUGGGUGGGCUAGCACAGCACACAUAUUCCAUUUCCAAGUCUGCUGUUGCAGGAAUUGUGAAGUCUGUUGCGGCUGAGCUGUGCAAGUACGGUAUUAGGGUCAAUUGCAUAUCACCUUUCGCAAUCCCCACGGCAUUUGUGAUGCAAGAAAUGAGACAGAUUUAUUCUGGGAUUGAUGAUAGGAAGCUUGUGGAGAUAGUACACAAAGCUGGUGUACUGCAGGGAGCAAACUGUGAAGUUAGUGAUGUAGCCAAUGCUGCACUCUAUCUUGUGUCUGGGGAUGCCAAGUAUAUUAAUGGGCAUAAUCUGGUGGUGGAUGGAGGUUUUACAUCACUGAAGAAUUUGGAGUUCCCCGCCCACGUGCGGUAAAAGUGUGAAAUAUAAUCUGCAGGGGUCUUGCAGAUUAUGAAGCUGGAAUUCAAAACACCACUCAUAUCUUAGCGCAUCAGAGACCCUUGAUGGUCCAAAAACCAAAAUCCAAGGGCACUUGUGCAUCUGAUGGUCAGUGGUGAGGGGAUAACCUGACAUUCUUUUAUCCUGAGCUGUAAUCUGUUUCACCAAAUUAUGGAGAUAGAAUUGAAUCCUUACCAUCAGUGUAAUAAGUAGCAUUCAAAGAUGAGUAUAAUUUUUCUACCAAA
Messenger RNA from Malania oleifera, 1288 nucleotides. RefSeq names its product secoisolariciresinol dehydrogenase. The transcript has 3 exons. The coding region runs from base 120 to 1019 and encodes 299 amino acids. Gene Ontology annotation, molecular function: oxidoreductase activity. Lineage: Eukaryota; Viridiplantae; Streptophyta; Magnoliopsida; Santalales; Ximeniaceae. The record is from RefSeq and is a predicted model, not a curated record.